Molecule: messenger RNA, 3954 nt
Organism: Mucor velutinosus
Lineage: Eukaryota; Fungi; Mucoromycota; Mucoromycetes; Mucorales; Mucoraceae
Exons: 6
Coding region: 1-3954 (1317 amino acids)
Biological process (GO): transmembrane transport
Cellular component (GO): membrane
Molecular function (GO): ATP binding; ATP hydrolysis activity; ABC-type transporter activity
Source: RefSeq, a predicted model, not a curated record
AUGUCUACUACUACAUUAGAGAAAAAAAAUGGGUCCCAUUCCCCUGCUUCUUCAUUUGAUGAGGACACCAACAAGAAGCUGAUACAACAAGAGAUCGCUGCCAUAUCCACACAACAUGAAGAGAAAGCGAGUGAUUCUGAUCCGGGAGACAAAUCCAAAAAGAAAAAAAAGGAAAAGAAGGAGAAGCAGCCUGCUGUGCCUAUUCACAAACUGUUUCGAUUUGCCACACCUUUGGAAGCAGCCAUGGUGUUGGCUGCCUGCCUACUGUCUGCUGCUGUUGGUGCUAUACAGCCUCUAUCCAUCAUCAUCUUUGGUCAAUUCCUCAGCAACAUUGGCACAUCCAUGGCCACCACCCAAGAUUUCGAAAAACUGGCGAGGGACACUCAUCCGUUGGUAUUGACUUUUGUGUACAUGGGCACUGGUGUCCUGAUUGCUGCCUAUACAACACAUUGUUUCUGGGUCCUGUCUGGUGAAUUCCAGGUGCGUCGCAUUCGAACUAUGUAUGUACAUGCCAUUCUUCGUCAAGACAUGGGCUGGUUUGAUAAGGCAGAGGAAGGCUCUUUGACUACAAGAUUGGCUACUGACACUCAGUUGAUCCAAGAAGGUAUCAGUGAGAAAUUUGGUCUUUUGGUCAUGUGCAUCAGUCAGUUUAUCACCGGUUUUAUUGUUGCGUUCAUCAAGGGCUGGAGAUUAGCUGUUGUCAUUCUGGCUACCGUGCCUAUCAUGGCUGCUGCUGGUGGUUUAAUGGGAUACUUUAUCACGAAAUACACUACAAGAGCCCAAGAUUCCUAUGCCGAUGCUGGAUCAGUCGUCGAGCAGGUAUUCUCUGGUAUUCGCACUGUAUACUCGUUCUCGCUGCAAACGAGAUUCUCUCAUCUGUAUGAAAAGAAGCUUGAAGUAGCAAAGAAGCACGGUAUUGUGCGCGGCCUUUGCCUUGGUUUUGGUUUUGGAGGUUUCAUGUUCACCCUCUUUGCUACAUACGGCCUGUCUUUCUGGUAUGGCAGCAAACUGACACGCGAAGGACAUAUGGAGGGCGCAGAUGUGAUGGUCGUCUUUUUCUCCAUGAUCAUCGGUGCUUCUGGACUCUUGCUUAUGCCACAAAACCUAUCUGCCGUCUCAAGCGCUUGUGGCGCUGCUUUCAAGAUAUACAGGACCAUUGAUCGUGUACCUCCCAUUGAUGUUGAUGCCAAAGCAGGUCUGGUUUCCAAAAACUUUGUGGGUGAAAUAGAAUUCAAGAAUGUCAAAUUCAACUACCCUACUCGUCCUGACACAACCAUCCUCAAUGGCCUCAAUCUCAAGAUUCAACCUGGCUUGACCGUAGCUUUUGUUGGUUCGAGUGGGUCUGGCAAAUCUACGUGCAUUCAACUUUUACAGCGCUUUUAUGAUGCUUCGGAGGGCUCUGUUCUUGUAGAUGGUCAUGAUGUCAAGGAUUACAACGUGGCAUGGCUUCGUAGCCAGAUUGGUGUGGUGAGUCAAGAGCCUGUAUUAUUCAACAUGUCCAUCAAACAAAACCUGCUGAUGGGUGUUACUGAAGAAGUGACCAACGACGAUAUUGUUGAUGCCUGCAAGAAAUCCAACUGCCACACAUUUAUCUCUGAAUUGCCUGAUGGUUAUGAAACGCUUGUCGGUGAACACGGUGGUAUGCUUUCAGGCGGUCAAAAGCAGAGAAUUGCCAUUGCGCGCGCUAUUCUCAAGAACCCUUCCAUUCUCUUGCUAGAUGAGGCCACCUCUGCUCUAGACACACAAUCUGAACGUCUUGUACAGAAUGCACUGGAUGCUGCUUCUGCUGAUCGUACUACCAUUGUCAUUGCUCAUCGUCUGUCGACCAUCAAGAACGCAGAUCUCAUUGUCGUCAUGCAAUCCGGUAACUUGGUGGAGCAAGGAAGCCACAAUGAUCUUUUAGCCCUGGAUGGUGUUUACGCUGAACUGGUACGAAAGCAAGAAAUUGCCACCAAACAAAUUGGCAGUGCUGUAGAAGAGCCUGACUCAGACGAGUUACUGAAGCGGGAACAGUUGGAACUCAUUGCUGAAAAGCAGCGUGUGGAAGAUGUCUUGCUCAAUGAAAAGGAUGUCACUACAGUCAACCUGUUCAAGACCACCAGUCGUGCUUCUGUGGACGCGUAUGAACUCAAACGCCGUAAGGAAAAAAAUCAGCGCAAGGAAACUAUGCAAAAGAAAGCUCCUCUUGGUAAAGUCUUGGAGCAAAUGCGCCCUGAAUGGCAUUUGCUGGUGCUCGGUGUGCUGGGUGCUAUUGUCUCGGGCGCCAUCUUCCCUACCUUUGGCCUCAUCUUUGCUCAAGUUAUUAGCAAACUGGUAGACAAAAACGCCCCUCCUCCUGGGCCCUUGGAGGGCACCAACCUCUACUCGUUCUUAUUCAUCGUCAUCGGCAUUGCUGCUUUCUUGGGCAUGAGUGGACAAAUUGUGUCUUUUGAAAUUGCAGGUGAACGCUACACCAAACGUCUUCGUGCUGCUGUCUUUCGAGCUUACAUGCGUCAAGAAGUGGGCUUCUUUGACCGAGAAGAGAACAGUCUGGGUGCUCUCACUGCCAAACUAGCUGUGGAUGCCAAGAACGUCAAUGAACUGAUUACCAAGGUAUCUGGCGAUGUCACUCAAAUUGUUGUUACUGCCAUUACUGGUCUUGUCAUUGCAUUUACGCAAAGCUGGAUGUUGACUCUGAUUAUUCUUACCAUGGCUCCCUUCAUUGCGUUUGCCAAUUACUACCAGUCCAAGAUUGAAAACGGCUAUGAAGAUCAAACCAAGGCUGCUAAUGAGCAAAGCGGUGAAGUAGCCGGUGAAGCCAUCAAAGAGAUUCGCACUGUCGCUGGCCUCAACAAACAAACCUAUUUCGAAACCAAAUAUUAUAAUGCCACUGAACAUCCCCAUCAGCUUGCUAAACGUAAAGCGGCCAGUUCCUCUAUUGGUUUUGCGUUUCAACAAGGUAUCUCUUACUACGCCAACGCUGUUGCCUUCUUUGCUGGUAUCCAACUGAUGUGGCAUCACGGCCUCACCUUUGACAGAAUGUUCACUUGUAUGAUGACCAUCAUGAUCACAGCUCAAGGCGUAGGCCGUGCGUCUGUCUUUGCAACUACCUUUGCCAAGGCCAAAUAUUCGUCUAUUGCUGCUUUCGAGAUCCUGGAGCGCCAGCCUUUGAUUGAUGGUCAGCUGGAAGGCAUUGAACCCAGCCGUGCUCAAAUCAGAGGUGAUAUCGACUGUCAAGAUAUCAGUUUCCGCUAUCCUGCUCGUCCUGAUGUGUCUGUCUUUAGCGGCCAUUUCAGUCUUCAUGGUAAAGCUGGUCAAAGUAUCGCGAUUGUUGGUCCAAGUGGUUGUGGUAAAUCAACUACUAUUGGCUUGUUGCAACGAUGGUACGAUGCUGCUACUGGCACAGUUCGCUUGGAUGACACUGAUGUCAAAAACUACACCCUCCACAAUCUUCGUAGCCACAUGGCGUUGGUAUCUCAGGAGCCCAUCUUGUUUGACAUGAGUAUUCUGGACAAUAUCAAGUUUGGUGUGGAUGAAUCCAAAGAGGCGACCCAAGAAGAAGUGGAAGCUGCCUGUCGUGCUGCCAAUAUUCAUGAUUUCAUUGCUUCCUUGCCAGACGGGUAUUCAACUAGAGUUGGUGAUAAGGCUAGUCAGCUCUCUGGUGGUCAGAAGCAAAGAGUUGCUAUUGCUCGUGCAUUGAUUCGUAAGCCCAAGGUGCUUUUGUUGGACGAAGCCACAUCAGCAUUAGACAGUGAGAGCGAGAAACUCGUGCAAGGUGCCAUUGACAACAUUAUUGAAGAAGGAGGCCGUACCACGAUCACUAUUGCCCACCGUCUGUCUACAAUUCAGAAUGCUGAUCUCAUUUGCGUCGUCAAGAGUGGUCGUGUCGUUGAACAAGGCACGCAUUGGGAGCUUUUGAAUAUGAGAGGCGUCUACUAUGAUCUUGUGCGUCAACAGUCGUUGAAUGCUCACUAA